GUUGUUGAUAUUGAAGGGAAACGAAAUGCCAGAAUAGCUUUGCCUCUCAUGAGCCCUGUAGCAGCAUAUGCUGACAUGCAAAAGUCCCCAUCAUAGAAAACGGUCCAAAUAAGCCCCAUCAAAUGACACAAGCAUUAUCUAAGGAAAAAAAGUGUGGCGCGCGAAUAGGCUUAUCAACAUGGAGCAUAGAACAAAAUCAGCUGAGACAGAGGACUAGAGCUUGGAAUCACCAUGGCAGCCCUAAGCUGCCAUUUUCAUUUCACAGUUCAUAAAGUUUCUAAGAAUGUGAUAACCAGGCCGUUAAUCUCCUGCUCAAUGCAACCUUCUCAGAGUAAUAUUAAGGUAGUUAUAAAUGGAGCAGCAAAGGAAAUAGGAAGGGCAGCAGUAAUUGCAGUAACAAAGGCACGAGGAAUGGAGGUGGCAGGUGCUGUAGAUUCCCAUUUUGUCGGAGAAGAUAUUGGAAAGCUUUGUGACAUGGAAGAGCCUCUUGAAAUACCAAUAAUAAAUGACCUUACUAUGGUAUUAGGUUCCAUAUCUCAGUCAAAAGAAACAGGAGUAGUAGUUGAUUUUACUGAUCCUUCCACAGUUUAUGACAAUGUGAAGCAGGCAACAGCAUUUGGCAUGAGAAGUGUGGUGUACGUUCCUCGGAUUAAACCCGACACGGUUGGAGCAUUAUCUGCAUUCUGUGACAAAGCCAGCAUGGGUUGUCUGAUUGCACCAACUCUGUCCAUUGGUUCUAUACUCCUUCAGCAAGCUGCCAUUACAGCGUCCUUUCAUUACAACAACGCAGAAAUUGUUGAAUCAAAAGCAAAUCCAAUAGAUUUUCCGUCAAUGGAUGCUAUUCAGAUUUCAAAGAACCUCUCUAAUCUGGGUCAGAUUUACAACAGAGAAGAUAUAUCUACAGAUGUUGUGGCAAGAGGCCAAGUUAUAGGAGAGGAUGGUGUUAGGGUACAUAGCAUGGUCCUACCAGGGCUUCCCUCUAGUACAACUGUUUACUUCUCUGGCCCAGGAGAGGUUUACUCUAUUAAACAUGAUAUCACUGAUGUGCAAUCCCUCAUGCCUGGCCUGCUCUUGGCUAUCAGAAAGGUCAUCCGACUUAAGAAUCUAGUGUAUGGGUUGGAGAAAUUUUUGUGAGCUGCCAAACAUCCUUCUCAGGCUUCUGCAUGGAACCUAAUAUUUUUACAGUUUAGACAAAAAAAAAAAAAAACCGUGACAUCCUGUGGACAAAAGUUACAGAAGGGGGAGGGAGAAGAAGAUUUUUUUACUUGUUACUUUGUGAUGAGCAUAUCCAAUUAUUUUCAUUCACUUUGAAGUUUAUGUGAUUCAGUAGACUAAUUUCAUGCGAUUUCAUGUUUUGAGCUUCUGAUUUUUGAGAUAUAACAUGAGGUAGGCUUGUUUAAGGUUC
This is a messenger RNA of Populus euphratica (Euphrates poplar), 1405 nucleotides long. Its product is annotated as putative 4-hydroxy-tetrahydrodipicolinate reductase 3, chloroplastic. The record is from RefSeq and is a predicted model, not a curated record. Lineage: Eukaryota; Viridiplantae; Streptophyta; Magnoliopsida; Malpighiales; Salicaceae. The coding region runs from base 232 to 1134 and encodes 300 amino acids. Gene Ontology annotation, cellular component: chloroplast stroma. The transcript has 10 exons. Gene Ontology annotation, molecular function: 4-hydroxy-tetrahydrodipicolinate reductase activity.